Molecule: messenger RNA, 918 nt
Organism: Coccomyxa subellipsoidea C-169
Lineage: Eukaryota; Viridiplantae; Chlorophyta; Trebouxiophyceae; Coccomyxaceae
Product: WD40 repeat-like protein
Exons: 7
Biological process (GO): autophagy of mitochondrion; protein localization to phagophore assembly site; nucleophagy
Cellular component (GO): extrinsic component of membrane; phagophore assembly site membrane; cytosol
Molecular function (GO): protein binding; phosphatidylinositol-3,5-bisphosphate binding; phosphatidylinositol-3-phosphate binding
Source: RefSeq, a predicted model, not a curated record
AUGCCUUUGCAAAACCCACCGUCCUCCAGUAUACUGUAUAUGAACUUCAAUCAGGACUACACAUGUGUAUCGAUAGCGGAUUACAAGGGGAUAAAAAUCUACAGUCUCGUCACUCACAAAUUGUGCUAUGUUGCAGACAUCGGUGCUGUGAGUAUCGCGGAAAUGCUGGAAUGCACCAGCCUGAUGGCUUUUGUAGGAGCAGGGGAGCAGCCAGCCUUGACACCUAGGAAGCUGACGCUUAUGAAUACUACAACUCAGACCAAGAUCCAGGACUUAAGUUUUCCUUCAUCUGUCUUGGCAGUGCGUGUGAACAGGAAAAGGUUGAUUGCUGUCCUGGAACGGAGAGUUCAUGUGCAUGCUUUGGAGACAUUGGAGCUCCUUGGGACCAUAGACACAGCCCCCAAUACCAAGGGGGUGUGCGCCCUGACCAUCUGCUCCGAGCCAUGCCUGGUGGCGCUCCCCUCAUCCACCACCGACGGCACCUUGCGGAUCUAUAACCUGCUUGCGGAAGGGGGCAAUGUGCUGUGUGAGCUUGCCGCCCACAAAUCACAAGUGGCAGCGAUGUGCUGGAACCACGACGGCAGCAUGCUGGCGAGCGCAUCGGCAAAGGGGACGGUGCUGCGCGUGCACCGGCUGCCGCAGGCCGCCAAGGCGUUCACGUUCCGCCGCGGCACCUACCCCGCCCCCAUCCACUCGCUCGCCUUCUCCCCGGCGUCCGUGCAGCCGCCACUUCUGUGCGCCGCCAGCGGCCACGGCACCGUGCACCUCUUCCGCCUCGAGGAGCCCGACAGGUGCUGCCAUUACCCCACAUCCUUCUCGACGGCGUCUGGCAUUCUGGCGAAUGUGUUUCCCUCGGCCAUGGCAGAUGUGGUGGACCCGCCGCGCUGCAUCGCCACCGUCAGGCUGCCCUGCCAGGUG